Fukomys damarensis (Damara mole-rat) is the source of this 1377-nucleotide messenger RNA. It is a transcript of the gene Idnk, whose product is annotated as IDNK gluconokinase. Lineage: Eukaryota; Metazoa; Chordata; Mammalia; Rodentia; Bathyergidae. Gene Ontology annotation, cellular component: cytoplasm. Bases 106 to 684 code for a protein of 192 amino acids. The transcript has 5 exons. The record is from RefSeq and is a predicted model, not a curated record. Gene Ontology annotation, molecular function: gluconokinase activity.
CUUGUGCACAGCCAAGUUUUCACCGGCCACGGACUUCACCUGGGUCAGCAGUUCCCGACGAGGCUGCAGCAUGUCGACUAUAACACCUUCCCCAGAGUGAACAUAAUGGAGAGGUUCUGGCGAACUUCUGGCUCUUUGGUCACACCCAGGAGCAGGUCUCCAGUUCGGUACAAGUCGACCGUGGGUGCCAUGCUUGCCUCCGAGCUGGGCUGGAAAUUCUAUGAUGCAGACGACUUCCACCCAGAGGAGAACCGAGUGAAGAUGGGGAAGGGGAUGCCACUGACUGACCAGGACAGGAGGCCAUGGCUCUGCAACUUGCAUGACAUUUUGCUAAGAGAUACAGCAUCAGGACAGCGUGUAGUUCUAGCCUGCUCAGCCCUGAAGAAAAUGUACAGAGACAUCCUAAUAAGAGGAGAAGACAGUGUCCCUCCAAAGUGCGGGGAGUCAAAGGAAGGAAAGUUGGCCAAGGUGCAGCUCUUGGUGGUGCAUCUCAGUGGCUCUUUCAAGGUCAUCUCUGAACGCUUAUGCAAAAGACAAGGACAUUUCAUGCCUCCUGAGUUGCUGCAGUCCCAGUUCGAUACUCUGGAGCCCCCAACAGCUCCAGAAAACUUCAUCCAAGUCAGUGUGGACAAAAAACUUUCAGAGGUCAUUACUACAGUUAUGGAAACGCUGAAAAUGAAGUAAGAACUGUUCCCUGUGGAUGGACUAGAACAGAAAUGGGCAUAAAUCUCUGUCCCACUCCAAAUCUUGCUGGAGUCUCCUUGCCCAGGCUGUAUUCUAAAUUUAUGAAAUGGGCAAACCACAGUGUGUUAAGAUACAGUUGCUUAACUGCUUCUGUAGGAAUUUGUGAUGUACUUGGGCAUUAUGAGAGGAGGGAAGGAAAUUGAAAAGUCAAGCUAAAAUUGAAGCUGAAAUGCAUCUGUGAUACAAUCAAAUGAUUACAGGAAAUUCAUAAUCCAAGCUGGAAAUCGUUGCCUUGUUUAGAACAUUCUCUUUCGUGACUGUAUGUUUAUAAUAAAUGAAACUUGGCUGUCCUUGGCUUCUCCUAGAAGUUGAUCUCAGAAGCAAGAAUGUGCAGGUUCCGGCCACCUACCCGCAAGUCAUUUCACACCACACUCUGCUAACCUCUCUGUCCCCAAGCUAUGACUCACAGCAGCGGCUCUCAAGCUGAGGUCCCAAAAGCCAUUCACAGCAGAACAAGCAAGCUUUGUCCAGUUCUCCCAACAACCUAAGGCGGAUAUGUCCAUUGACAGCAAAACCAAAUUUCUUGCCUUUUGGCUAAAAUUAUGUUAACUUGGAGUCAACACUGUCUCUCCUGAGCAGCUCUGUCAUGUGUGUGGGUAAAAUUUAAACAGAAAAUUACAUAACUGCUAGUUA